AUGAUAUCUGCCGUUGCGCUCUCUGUUCUGGGACUCUAUGGCCUCUCGGUUAACGCUCAGGCUACUGAAUGGGCUCAAUGUGGCGGAAUCGGCUGGACGGGCGCAACCACAUGCGUAUCUGGCACCGUGUGCUCUAAAAUAAAUGAUUAUUACUCUCAAUGUAUUCCAGGCACGGCCGCCCCGACGACUGCUCCCCCUGCGUCGACUGUGACAGGACCUACCCCCGCUCCUACGGCCACACCUACCUCUGCGCCAUCUACUACUGGCCCUGCGACCCCCUCCAGUUCUUGUGCUACCCCACCCGCCAGUGCAGGAAAGCUUCGUUUCGCCGGCGUCAAUAUUGCCGGCUUCGACUUUGGAUGUAACAGUGACGGUUCUUGCACCGCUUCUGCUGCCUGGCCACCUCUGACCGAGUACUACGGUCAUGAUGGUGAAGGCCAAAUGAAUCACUUUGUUCAGAAUGACGGCUUCAAUGUCUUCAGGUUACCCGUUGGUUGGCAAUUCCUUACGAACGACGUCCUUGGUGGUGUGAUCAAUGAGACAAAUUUCCAAAAGUACGACGCGCUUGUUCAAGCUUGCAUCAAUUCUGGUGUGGCUGCAUGCAUCGUUGACGUACACAACUAUGCCCGCUGGGAUAAGGGGAUUAUCGGUCAAGGUGGCCCAACAGAUGAUCAAUUUGCCGCUCUCUGGGGAUCCAUUGCCACAAAGUAUGCUUCGAACAGCAAGAUCAUUUUUGGAGUUAUGAACGAGCCUCAUGAUGUGCCUGACAUCAACCGCUGGGCCCAGUCUGUCCAAGCUGCAGUAACUGCGAUUCGUAAUGCUGGCGCUACAUCCCAAACCAUUCUCCUGCCCGGAAACAACUGGACAUCUGCCGCCACCUUUGUGUCUAACGGAUCGGCUGACGCACUGAACAAGGUCACCAAUCCCGAUGGGAGCAAGACGAACCUAGUGUUCGACGUCCACAAGUACCUCGACUUCGACAACUCCGGCACAAACGCCGAGUGCGUCACCAAUAACAUUGAUGAUGCCUGGGCCCCUCUUGCAGAAUGGUUGCGAUGCAAUGGCCGCCAAGCGUUCAACACCGAGACUGGAGGUGGAAACACCGCAUCUUGUCAGCAAUUCCUGUGUGAACAAGCUCAAUUCCAGGCGCAGAACUCCGAUGUCUUCCUGGGUUACGUCGGAUGGGCUGCUGGUAAUUUUGACCCGAGUUACGUCCUCGGUGAGACUCCUACGCAGAGCGGUUCUGUCUGGUCGGAUACUUCACUGGUGAAAGCAUGUCUGGCGCCGAAUACGUUGAGGCUUCUUGCUUAGUCUGAUAGUAGUAAUGUGCAUGGAUGUACAUUCAACAUGUAGCACAAACUGCGCAAACUUUUGGUCUCACUUUCAACACCAAUGAUUCGUCAUAGAUUUUCAGCGGAUGCUGGCCAUGGGGCUAAAAGACGCAAA
Somion occarium is the source of this 1446-nucleotide messenger RNA. NCBI's taxonomy places the organism in Eukaryota, Fungi, Basidiomycota, Agaricomycetes, Polyporales, Cerrenaceae. The record is from the annotation of a GenBank genome assembly.